AUGCGCCCACCGGCAGUGCGGUUCUCGACUGACGUCAGUGCUCUGUUCAGAGAGUGGCACUGCUCAACGUACCUGGUCGUGAAUGGGCGCGGAAUCCCCAUCAAGUACUGGGGGGAGGUGUACAAGAAAUGCGCGGGAGAGAACAGCAAGGCGUGGGCGCUGCGAAAAGUUCAAUGGGGGCAAUGGAAGUUCAUUGUCGAGGAGCGGUCACGUUUCGCGUCAGACGACGCAUUCUGGGCAGCCUGGAGUGAUGCCAGUGGACAGCGUGCUGGAUACACCCAGAUCUGCGACACUCUGCAACGUCAGCGUGUGCAACGAGAUGCACAGGACGCCACAGCGGCUCGCACAUUCUUUGGCGGCAGCCUCGACCACUCGGAUGCCAAAGGGGCCUUCACAUACCUGAAGUCUGGUGUGGCAAGGCUGAUGAGCAAGGAUGUCGACGUUGCUCGCAAGUGGAGGGACUUACUUUCUGCAGACAGCGCUCUCGCCCAGCGCUGGGAGGAGACGCGCAGCCCUCGCUAG
This is a messenger RNA of Suillus clintonianus, 522 nucleotides long. RefSeq lists its product as uncharacterized. The transcript has 2 exons. The record is from RefSeq and is a predicted model, not a curated record. NCBI's taxonomy places the organism in Eukaryota, Fungi, Basidiomycota, Agaricomycetes, Boletales, Suillaceae. The coding region runs from base 1 to 522 and encodes 173 amino acids.